AUUGAAACCCACUAAGUACCUCUUAGAGCAAGCAUGGCAGCCAAGGUAUUUUCCCUCCUUGCACUCCUUGCUCUCUUAGUGAGCGCUACCACCGCGGUCAUUAUUCCGCAGUGCUCACUAGCCGCCUCCGCUGCCACUAUUCCACAGUACCUCUCACCUAUCGCAGCUGUCGGAUAUGAGCACCCGAUUGUGCAGUCCUACAGGCUACAACAGGCACUUGCAGCCAGCAUCCUACCAUCAUCGGCAAUGUUCUUACAGCAACAGUCAGCCUUACUGCAGCAGCAAUCUUUGGCCCAGCUGACAGUACAGAGCAUCGCGGCACAGCAACAACGCGUUCUAUCAUCGUUCAGUCAGGUAGCCCUGGCGAACCCCGCCGCCUACUUGCAACAACAGAUCAACCAGCUAGCCAUGGUGAACCCCGCUGCCUACUUGCAGCAGCAACUGCUUCCAUUCAACCAACUAGCUGUUGCGAACUCCGCCGCCUUCUCGCAGCAGCAGCAGCAGCAGCUGGUGCCAUUCAACCCACUUGCCGUGGCUCACCCCGCUGCCUUCUUGCAGCAGCAACAGCUACAACAACGCGUUCUAUCACCGUUCAGUCAGGUAGCCCUGGCGAACCCCGCCGCCUACUUGCAACAACAGAUCAACCAGCUAGCCAUGGUGAACCCCGCUGCCUACUUGCAGCAGCAACUGCUUCCAUUCAACCAACUAGCUGUUGCGAACUCCGCCGCCUUCUCGCAGCAGCAGCAGCUGGUGCCAUUCAACCCACUUGCCGUGGCUCACCCCGCUGCCUUCUGGCAGCAGCAACAGCUAGUCAACCAACUGGCUUUGACGAGUCCUGCCGCCUACUGGCAGCAACCCAUCGUUGGUGCUACCCUCUUCUAA
This is a messenger RNA of Panicum hallii, 882 nucleotides long. Its product is annotated as kafirin PSKR2-like. Lineage: Eukaryota; Viridiplantae; Streptophyta; Magnoliopsida; Poales; Poaceae. The record is from RefSeq and is a predicted model, not a curated record. The coding region runs from base 34 to 882 and encodes 282 amino acids. Gene Ontology annotation, molecular function: nutrient reservoir activity. The transcript is spliced from 2 exons.